UUGGAAUCUCACUCUCCAGUCUUCCCACGCACACACAAACACACGCUUGUGGAGGCGUUGUCCAUGAGUUGCUCGGCCAUGGUCGAUGGAUCAUCGUAGAGCUUUGAUGGCAUCCGCUUUCAACUUCAAUUAGUCUCAGCUCGUGGCCGCAUUCUGUGUAAUAUAUGCAACAGAAAUGCCUGUGAAAUCCGUCCAUGGACAGCAGGGAGGAGGAUAACCUUCCGGCAGACCACAACCAUGAUUCCAAUCUCUACCGUUCAUUUAACGCAAGCACGUCUUCUUCUUCAUCUUCCUUCAACUCUUCUCCCCCUGACUUCCUCCGUAAUGUACAAGCCGCCUUCAAGCGCCAUCGUAUGAUGCCUCGGAUGAACUUGAACAACUUCCAACCUAGACGAUUAGUGGCUCAUCGACAGGAAACAUCAAAUAGCUCAAGCCCAAUACUAGAUUCCAAAACGGAUGAAUCUCAUCAUGUUUCAGCAAAACCAUUGGCCAAGAAUAUGAUGACUCUUACCACUUAUAAUCAUGAAUCCGCUUCAGUCACACCGCCUUCGAUUUCAGGCACACCUACUGAAGAAGGGAAGUUUAAAUCAAUUGAUGCUCAGAGAUGUCAACCUAGUAUUAACUGUGACUGUAAAAACAGAAAUUCUUUUGAUUUGCCAUGCUUACAAUGCAAACAAGUUGUACCAGUUGAUGCUCCAAAGAAGGUUCAGUUUGCAUUGGAAAAUGAUGCAAGAUCUCAUAUGGGUUCACUUGCAUUGACAGAAAUGGAAUGUGACACAAAUAAUCAACUAAAUGCCCCAGCUGUUCUCAAUCAUGAUCCAAAUCUCCAGAAUGUUCAUAAUUUGGAUUCUGAUCUUACUUCAAGGCCUAAUGAUGAAAGAAACUUCCUACAAAGUGACUUUGGACACCACAUGACUUCAUCUUCAAACCUUGGCUCAACUUGUUGUGCCACAACACUAGUGAAUUCAGUACAUGCUCCCAUGGUUAAUUCAACAACACACAGUUGUCCUGAAAACAAAUGUGAGCUUCCUAGAAAUCAGCAAGGUAAAGAAACAGGGUCUUCUUCUUCUAGCAUGCUUAAAGAUCCUCCUCCUGUUUCUGACAAGUCAACCAAGGGGGACCCACUUUCAGUUGAUGCUAUUGAUUUAAAGAAUGAUGUGAAAUCAGCAUCUUUGAAGUCUGGAAAGCAGGAAAAGCCUGCUUCAAAGAAAGAUUCUUCAGCACCUCGUAAGCGAAAUUAUGAUCCGGAUUUGUUUUUUAAGGUUAAUGGAAAACUCUAUCAAAGGCUUGGAAAGAUAGGCAGUGGAGGAAGUAGUGAGGUCCAUAAAGUAAUUUCUCAAGAUUGUACAAUCUAUGCAUUGAAAAAGAUAAAGCUUAAAGGUCGUGACUAUGCAACUGCAUAUGGGUUCUGUCAGGAAAUUGAAUAUUUAAACAAACUCAAAGGAAAAGACCAUAUUAUCCAACUCAUUGAUUAUGAGGUGACAGAUAAGGCUUUGCUGAAGGAAGUGAUGAGUGGUUGUAUGAGCAAUAAAGAUGGAAGAGUGAAGGAAGAUGGGUGUAUAUACAUGGUACUUGAAUAUGGUGAAAUAGAUUUAGCUCACAUGCUCUCACACAAAUGGAGGGAACUUGACACUUCCAGCUCCACCAUUGAUGAGAACUGGCUUCGUUUUUACUGGCAGCAAAUACUUUUAGCUGUUAAAACCAUUCAUGAGGAACGAAUUGUGCACUCAGACUUGAAGCCAGCCAACUUUCUCCUUGUGAGAGGCUCCCUCAAACUUAUAGAUUUUGGUAUUGCAAAAGCUAUUUUAAGUGACACCACAAACAUUCAACGCGAUUCUCAGGUGGGGACACUGAGUUACAUGUCCCCUGAAGCAUUCAUGUGCAAUGAAACAGAUGCAAAUGGGAACACCAUAAAAUGCGGUAGACCCUCAGACAUUUGGUCACUCGGAUGUAUACUUUACCAAAUGGUAUAUGGAAAAACACCAUUUGCUGAUUACACAACUUUUUGGGCAAAAUUCAAAGUCAUAACCGAUCCAAAUCAUGAAAUCCAUUACCAACCACCUCCCCCAAAUCCAUGGCUUCUUGACCUAAUCAAGAAGUGCCUCGCGUGGGACCGCAAACAAAGAUGGACUAUCCCUCAACUCCUUCAACACCCUUUCCUUGUCCCCCCGAUUCCGGUUCCGGUGUCCGACCGGAAUCUUAUUCAGUUGGUUUCCGAUUCCUGUCGCGAAGAUCGGAAUGCGAUGUUGAUGUGUUCGAGGCUUCAAGAAUUGGUGACUGAUCCGAUCGGUUUGGGAUCGGUUGAUGAAAAAUGUAAGUUGCUUGAUGAAAUGUCGAGGCUUUGUAUUCAAUUGAAGGAGUUGUUAGGUAAACCGGAAUCUAAUUAGUUGAUAUGUAUGUAAAAGUAUGUA
Molecule: messenger RNA, 2411 nt
Organism: Lactuca virosa
Lineage: Eukaryota; Viridiplantae; Streptophyta; Magnoliopsida; Asterales; Asteraceae
Source: the annotation of a GenBank genome assembly